Striga hermonthica is the source of this 327-nucleotide messenger RNA. NCBI's taxonomy places the organism in Eukaryota, Viridiplantae, Streptophyta, Magnoliopsida, Lamiales, Orobanchaceae. The record is from the annotation of a GenBank genome assembly.
AUGCAGGGUCUCUUCGAUAGGUCAUUUGCCUCUGCUGUCGUUAAUUCAUGUCUCGCCACAAACAUCUUUGAGGUCCCCUUUGUAAAGAGGAAGAACUCAACAGUUUGUUUUGUGGCGGGGCAGCCAUUGGGUUAUUAUGCUUCUUGGCCUUUGUUCGCCUUUUCGCAUCAUCUUUUGGUGUGGUUGGCGGCAGAACGGGUUUACCCGGGUCAGCGUUUCCGGAAUUACUGUGUUCUCGGUGAUGACGUAGUUAUCGCCGACUCGCAAGUCGGGCCCUUAAAGAAAGGGGACCAGCAGUUAGCAUCUGGAUCUGAGUCUACAAACUAA